Messenger RNA from Hirundo rustica (Barn swallow), 775 nucleotides. RefSeq names its product islet amyloid polypeptide (gene IAPP). Gene Ontology annotation, molecular function: hormone activity. Gene Ontology annotation, cellular component: extracellular region. Bases 106 to 546 code for a protein of 146 amino acids. The record is from RefSeq and is a predicted model, not a curated record. Lineage: Eukaryota; Metazoa; Chordata; Aves; Passeriformes; Hirundinidae. The transcript is spliced from 4 exons.
GGAUACUCCAGAGCUAGAUGCGAGCGUGGAAUUGUUGCGUGAACGCUUCUUGCUAACCAAGAGGGCUUGCUUGGCUUCUCCAGUUAGAUCCCUGACCACCAGAAGAUGUGCAACCUAAAGCUGUCAGUUUUCUUCAUUGCACUUUCUGCCACUCUGAGCUGUUUGGAAGCUACACCUAUCGAGAGAGUUAUUCAAGCUCACAAUGUUAUUGUUGUUCUAAGAUUACUGUCUGUGGCUGAUGAUCUAUCUGAUGAUACUUCCAAGAGACAAGGAUGGAUGUUGCCUGUAAUGUCACAGAAUACACUCUCAGGACUUAGUGAGGAAAUGCCAGAAGAGCCAGCAGCAAAGACAAAAAGCCACCAGCUGGAGAAGAGGAAAUGCAACACGGCCACGUGCGUGACGCAGCGCUUGGCCGACUUCCUGGUGCGCUCCGGCAGCAGCAUGGGGGCCGUCUAUCCGCCCACAAACGUGGGCUCCAACACGUAUGGAAAGAGGGACACGGAGGGGCUGGUGAGCAGGGAACCCCAAAACCGUGCACAGCUUUAGGGCGUUGAGGUGGCUGCUGGCACUAGAAGUUUUUAAUGUAUCGACACCCUCUCGGUGGUUUAUUACCUGUACAGUCUUACCAGUGCCUUGUUUUCCCUGUGUGUGUGUGCGGGGGUGAUUUUUGUUCAUCACUCCGUCGUGUGGUUUGUGUUCAUCACUUGUGUUCAUGCGUGCACGGUGACGUGCAUAGGCCGUUCUCUCAACUCCAUCAAGAGCUCCCGAAACCUGC